Molecule: messenger RNA, 324 nt
Organism: Staurois parvus
Lineage: Eukaryota; Metazoa; Chordata; Amphibia; Anura; Ranidae
Source: the annotation of a GenBank genome assembly
UCAUGAGGCCCCCGGGCAAUAGGGGAUCAUGGGGCCCCUGUGUCCUUGCCCAAACUCAAAAAAGCCUAUGAAAAAGGUACCAGGGGCAUCUCAUGGGGCCCCCCUACUGACCCCGGGCCCUUGGGCAGUGCCCGAGUUUCCAAAUGGUCAGUCCGCCCCUGAUCCGCCCCUGCCUCCAGCUGUCGCCAAACUACAAGUCCCAUGAGGUAUUGCAUGACUGACAGUUACAAGCAUGACUCCCAAAGGUAGAGGCAUGAUGGAACUUGUAGUUUCACAACAGCUAGAGGGCUGCCAGUUUGACACCCCUGAUCUAAGACUAGUGAU